Xylaria bambusicola is the source of this 1494-nucleotide messenger RNA. RefSeq lists its product as uncharacterized. The coding region runs from base 607 to 1194 and encodes 195 amino acids. The transcript has a single exon. The record is from RefSeq and is a predicted model, not a curated record. NCBI's taxonomy places the organism in Eukaryota, Fungi, Ascomycota, Sordariomycetes, Xylariales, Xylariaceae.
GUUGCUGCGCAGCUCACGAUGAUUGGCUGGCAACUACAAUCUUUCGCCUCUUUUUCUGGGGCGCUGGGUAGCAUCUGUCUUCCACAUCCUCGCCAACUACAACAUAUGAUAUAAUGAUGACUGAUGUAAUAUGGAUCUUUCUUCGGUGAAUGAAUCCCAGUCCGUUGCGUAUUGACGGUAGUAGGCAGGCGAGACAGGCGAGCAGGGUGCACACUUAAUAUAGUAUGCCACGCCUUGAUCUUCUGCUGGGCCUGGAACUGAGAGUAAUGACGACAAUAGAAUUGCUUAUUGUGAUGUCUGUGGGAUCUUUGAACCUUGGCGCUGCGUCUCAAGUGGGUGGUCAGCAUCGAUCACCUCAUUGAUGUCAAUGAAGUGUUCGCUCAUUAUAAAAGAAACGUGGUAGGGCAUGUCGAUCUCAAGAAAUGGUUUGGAUAUCUCGUUCUCCUAUCUUCAUUAUCAGCUCACUCUCACAUCACUCUCAUAUAUCACAGUGGAAUCGAAUCAACAAUUCUCAUUGUUGAGAAUACUUGCCUGUUUAGGAACCUUCCAAAUUCGACCUCACACUCUGUUACCAGUAGAAAGACUCAAAACGCGCAUACCAAAAUCAUGUCCUCACGAAGCCGCGACUACCACCGCUCGCGCUCACGCGCGGACAAUAUCAUAGACGCUCUUGAGAGCGGGCGCCUGCUCGAUGCCGUGAAAGAACUAAACCCGUCUCGCUCAAGUAACGAUCACCGACAUCACCAACGUCGCCACCACAAUACCCGAGCAUACGACUACUACGAUGAAGGCCCGCCUCGCCGCAGUCGCUACGAUGACUACUACCCGCCUGAGAAUGACGAGUAUUACUACGAUUCACGCUCGCACUCACGUAGACACCGGUCUGCGCACUCAGAUCGACGCCACGACGAUAGUCGCGGCCGAAGCAGCCACAAGCGGUCCUCAAGCUCUCAUGGUAGCGGGUUGGAUUUCAAACAGGUCGCUGGCGCAGCGGUGACUGCUGGCGUUAUCGAGGCUUGGCGCUCGCGACAUGACGCCGACAAGACGAUGAGGAUUGCUACUGCCGCUAUUGGAGCGGCGGCGACGGAUUCGGCGCUGGGAGGACGUCGGGACGGCAAGGAUAAAAGGCAUAUUGUUGAGAGCGCGCUGGCAGGCUUGGUGGAGAACAGAGUCAUCAAUGGGCCGACGCGUUAAGGUCUGAAAGAAUGAAUAUUAACAAACGAACGGUUGUCUGUUUGCAAACAUAUGAUGAGUUAUGAGGUAUUGAUUACGGCGGUUUUCUCAAACUUUUUUUUUCUCCAGGUGGUUAUGGGAUACUGGCUCUAUGCUUUAGAUCUCUUUCCCAUUAGGAAACGGCGAAGGAACAAAGACGGAGGGUUAAUUGUGAAACAUCAUUAUGAUAACAAGGUCGGCGAUUACUAUGUAACUACGAGUCUAGGAAUAAUGGAGGAGUUGAUGACAAGAGAAUUUACUCAUUCCCAGUUCGACGAUUGA